Branchiostoma floridae (Florida lancelet) is the source of this 2264-nucleotide messenger RNA. RefSeq names its product transcription factor HES-1-B-like. Gene Ontology annotation, cellular component: nucleus. Gene Ontology annotation, molecular function: RNA polymerase II cis-regulatory region sequence-specific DNA binding; protein dimerization activity; DNA-binding transcription factor activity, RNA polymerase II-specific. The record is from RefSeq and is a predicted model, not a curated record. Lineage: Eukaryota; Metazoa; Chordata; Leptocardii; Amphioxiformes; Branchiostomatidae. Gene Ontology annotation, biological process: anterior/posterior pattern specification; regulation of neurogenesis; regulation of transcription by RNA polymerase II.
UAUAUUUGUGCCAAGACCCCCAAGGCCGCCAACAGGUAGUUGCAGAUGAUCAUCGUAGACCUGCGAGGACGCUAUGGGGUCGUUACCUUUCAUCCCUGAACCCGUCACUCAGGCGGGGGCACUUAUCACUGCUCCUGUUUACCUUUUUCAACAUUUGUUUAGAGAAUAGUCGGGACAAGCAAUUGGGGGCGUGGUUUUCCCACACUGGGCUCUCUGCCUCCACACGCCCGGCACAAAGGGCUUGGCACGUGCUUCCCCGGGAUAAUUGACCCGCCACUUUGUAAUAGCACGACUGCAGAUGUCACUUGUCAGCACGGAUUGCGCAUGGCUGGCUGGGUAGAUGCAACAACCGACCAAUCACGGGCGAGGACCGGCGAACCAUCGGUGACUUCGACCAAUGGGAGAGAAGGUCACAGACGUGGUCGGAGGUGUGCCGGCUGCAGUGAUUGGAGGGAGAGUGAAGGAAUGCCUUGUGGGAAAAGCCUGUCAGCGCCGUUCACACGAGCCGAACUGAAUACUAAAUACAAACACUUCUAAUCGGCGCAUUCCCACACUCCCGCGGACGGUGCGACAGCGCGACCGACGGACGGCCGACCGACUACCCCGCCGUCAUACCUCCACACGCCACGUUCCACCACCCAUACACACCCAGGAACAUACCUACAAACUUCCGCCAUGGAAAAACAAAAAGACUCGAGACCCAGCGAAGGACGCAAGUCCUCCAAGCCCAUCAUGGAAAAGCGACGACGGGCCCGCAUCAACGACAGUUUAAACCAGCUGAAGACGCUGAUUUUGGACGCGCUUAAGAAAGAUAGCUCGCGUCAUUCCAAACUGGAGAAGGCUGACAUCUUGGAGAUGACCGUCAAACAUCUAAGGAACCUGCAGAGACAACAUGUGGCUGCGGCCGUAAGCACAGACCCGAAUGUUCUCGGACAGUACCGCGCGGGUUUUAACGAGUGUAUGACGGAGGUGAGCAGUUUCCUUGGUUCCGCCAGUACCGUGGAGACUGAGGUGCACCAGAGACUCCUGAACCACCUAGCGGGCUGCUGCCACACCGUCAGUCCCGUCACAUCCACCUACACCAGCCCCACCGUCCCGCCAGCCGCGUCCGGCCCGGCCAUGGCGCACGGGCGGCCCGUCCAGGUCCAGGUCCCCGCCGCGGCCUCCUCCGCCACCCUCCCCGUGGCCGCCAGCGUGAAUCUUCCGAGACCCAACCUCCAGCUCUCCCCUCCGGAAGCGUCCUGCUCCCAGCCGCCGCUCCAAGCGAAAGUCUACGGCGGAAUCCCGCUGGUGUCCGGGCAGAUCGGCGGGGGCGAGCCGGUGGCGGUGCUCCUGCCGAGCCAAGUCUUCUCAGGCGGACAGAUGCCGAGUCAUCUCAUCCCGGUCUACACCAACCCCACUGUCCUCACGGGGGCCAGUUAUGCUCCUCCAACCGGACUGUUACCCCAGAGCGGGCCCAUACAGCCGUCCGCACAGGAACCAACCGUGUCCAGUAUCCCCCCGGCUAUGAACAUUAUGGGACUGCCGACUAGCAGCGCGCCGACAGCGACCAGGUCGUCCACGUGCCCAUGUCGGCAGCGUCGGCGUCAACCGGUGCCGCCAAACGCCAGACCCGCCAACCAGCAAGCUCCACCCGUCCAACCUGCCGAGCCCGAGAAAAUGUGGAGACCUUGGUGAUGAAAUUUACAUUUUGUAGCCUGGGUACCAUCCGGAUAGCAGCUCGCUCCGGCGUUUGUUACAUAGCUACAUAUAGUCGCUUCUCGCUUUGACAUUCGUUAUACACUAUAUACAGUCGCAUCUCGCUCUAACUUUUGUCAUACACUUUAUACAGUCGCUUCUCACUCCGAAUUUUAUUAUACUCUAUAUACAGUCGCUUCUCUGCUAAUUUUUCCACGAAAAAAGAGUUGAUUAUAUAAUUCCCCAGACAGGUAGCAGAAGUGAACGUAGGAGUAAACUACAAACCGGAUGGUACCCAGGCUAGACAUUUUGAGCGUUGACAUAUCUUUUUUUUCGAAUUUCUUAUUGAAUCAAAUUGUAAAGAUGUAUAGAGUGUAUAUACAGGAAAAAUAUGUUUUUGUGUGAACCAUUGAAUAAUCAUAAAUGCCGUGUAUUUGAACCAGUGUCAGUCGAAACUUAAGUACUGGAGAAAUAUGUUAUUUUUUGUACCUUGUGAUCAUGAAUUCAUGAUGAUGUGUAUCUGAACAAGUGUGUGUUGCAAUUUCCUUGCCUCGAGGCAAGGGGUGAAUAAAUGUGACCAAAAGUUA